Scomber scombrus (Atlantic mackerel) is the source of this 1611-nucleotide messenger RNA. It is a transcript of the gene ankrd34ba, whose product is annotated as ankyrin repeat domain 34Ba. Bases 1 to 1611 code for a protein of 536 amino acids. Gene Ontology annotation, molecular function: protein binding. The record is from RefSeq and is a predicted model, not a curated record. NCBI's taxonomy places the organism in Eukaryota, Metazoa, Chordata, Actinopteri, Scombriformes, Scombridae. The transcript has a single exon.
AUGGAGGGAGAAGGCUGUAACCCUGGGGUGGCCAUGGAUUCAGGUAACCCUUUACUAAAAGCGGUGUUCCUCCGUCGCCUGAGACUCACGAGGCUGCUCCUGGAGGGAGGGGCAUACAUCAACGAGAGCGACGGCCAAGGCCAGACGCCCCUGAUGGUGGCCUGCAGGACGCAGCACACUGACGCCCAGAGCGCCAGCCGGGUCAAACUCGUCCAGUUUCUUCUCGAGAAAGGAGCGGACCCGAACAUCCAGGAUAAGGAGGGUUGCUCUGCGCUGAUGCACGCCUGCCAGGAGCAAGCCGGCACCGAGUUGGUGUCCCUACUUCUGGCCAAUGGAGCGGAUAUCAGCCUGGAGGAUCAGUCUGGGACAUCAGCGCUGGUCUAUGCAGUCAUGGCUGGAGACUGGAAGGUGUUGAAGCUUUUGUUGGACACAUGCAAAGCCAAAGGGAAGGAGGUGAUCAUCAUAACCACGGACAAGUUCCCAUGUGGGAAACUGCAAGCCAAGCAGUAUCUCAACAUCCCUCCACUCGGUCCUCUUGAUCAGACGGACAAAACGGCAUCAGCAGCUCCGGCGUCGCCCUCUGAAAUCCAGCUCAUCACCUCCCCCCAAUGCACCUCCUCUUCCUUACACCCUCCAAAGCCUGUCUUCUCUUUUAAAGAAGCCCAGUCGUGUGGCGUAAACUCACAUCCGUGUUCGCCAUCGUGGUUUCGAGGUCUCAACCAAGCGGAGGCGAACAGACUGCAGCAGCCUCUCCUGAGGUUGAACUCUGAGCCGUGGUUGAGGAUCCCAGCUUCUCUGCUCAACUGGCAGACUCACGCAGCCUCAGAAAUCAACCAAACUGAGGAUCUUUGCUUCAGAGUUCCCAAACUGGAUGAGGACAACAACACGUACUUAAAUGCUGACAACUUCAAAUGGUAUGAUGGAAGACUGAGAAGCAGAGUAGAAGGAGAUGGAAAGAAUGAACAUGCCAAACACACGGGACAAAACAUAUCCUUACCAGGUCUCCACUCGUCCCACUCCGCCUCCCAUCCCAAUCUUCAUUCUGUAAACCUCGGAACAGAUUUGGUUACCUCCUCUUCUUCCCUUUCUGGUGGCAAGAACCUCUGCGCUCCGCUUCACAGCAUGGCCUCGUCGAGCCUUAACAGCAUCAUCCAGAGGCGCAAGCUGGGUACGGACAUCUACGGCUCCGACCCUCAGCUAGCUGCGGGGAUCCGAAAUCUCCCCGAGGAUUCCCAACAGAGAGCGAGAGACGCAGCAGAGGGUAAGAAGCUGGCUCCUUUACGCUGUUCCAGCACGUUUGGCUCAAGGGAGUCACUGUCGACAUUCGGCCCGACCAGGAGAGUGCUCUCCGGGUUAGAGCGACGAGGAUCUGGCGCCUUCUUGUUGGACCACAACUCUCAAGCCAGGCCUCGAUCUCUGCCUCCUCUGACCCUCAACUCCUCCAACACUCCAGCCCUCAAUCUUUACAACCUCAGCUCCAGUGGAGUCCAGGAGUCUGGGCUAAAAACGUUCCUCCCCUCCGCUCCUCCCGGGCAUCCCAAAGAGAUGACGAAGAGGAUGCUGCAGAGGAGACACUCGAUGCAGACCGAACAGUUCAAAACUACAGCUUGA